AGAUCCGGAGCUCUUGAAAGCCCAGAACAACAAACACCCCAACACAAGUCCUAUUUCGGCUUGCCGGAGCAACCUGCUCGGCCGGCUUCCCGGCGGCACGCGCGCGCGCGGGGCCAGGGGCGUGUGCGGGGAGGUGAGGAACACCGUUCACCUCGGUGCGACGAGAAGCCGCGCACGUCAGCGGAGAAACCCGAGCCGCAAGAGAGAAGCUCAGGCUCGGCGGGUUUCUCCGGCCACGCGGCGCCGGGAAGGUCGGGACGUCGGCGCGCGGCCCCAAGGCCAGAGGAGGAGGAAGAAGGCAGCCUCGCAUGCGGCGGCCGGGAAAGAGCCGCAAACAAGAAUCAACCUGGCUCGGCUGGCGGCCGUGGCGGCGAGGCGUGCGACGCGGCGCGUCGUUCAGGGGCGGCCGACAGGCGGGAAGGGCGCCCGGGCACGGAGGAGUCGACAGGGGUGAUUCUAGGCGUGGUCGGCGCCGGCUGGCGCUGUGGCACCCGGCGCGGCCUGGGUUGCGAGCAGACCGCGAGGAGGAGCAGCGGCGGCACCGGCAAUGCGGCGGUCGACGGGAGUCGCAGGAGCACGAUCGAUCCCGAGCGGAGGGUCUGCAGGAGGCGCAGCCCCGGCCCUUCACCACAACCCGAGAGAGAGAGGGAGAGAGAAAAAGAUGGAGAAAGAUGGGACAGUGGGUGGAGAGGAGAGCUCCGGCAGCCGGCGGCGUGCUCAGGUGGCCGGGCGCGCGCAGGGGAGCAGGGGAAUGUGUGGGGAGGCGCUAGGGGCUAG
Ananas comosus (pineapple) is the source of this 777-nucleotide messenger RNA. RefSeq names its product translation initiation factor IF-2-like. The transcript has a single exon. The annotation marks the transcript as partial. The record is from RefSeq and is a predicted model, not a curated record. NCBI's taxonomy places the organism in Eukaryota, Viridiplantae, Streptophyta, Magnoliopsida, Poales, Bromeliaceae.